Messenger RNA from Brienomyrus brachyistius, 3738 nucleotides. RefSeq names its product phospholipase C, delta 4a (gene plcd4a). Gene Ontology annotation, biological process: lipid metabolic process; intracellular signal transduction. Gene Ontology annotation, molecular function: calcium ion binding; phosphatidylinositol-4,5-bisphosphate phospholipase C activity. The transcript has 16 exons. The record is from RefSeq and is a predicted model, not a curated record. The coding region runs from base 208 to 2478 and encodes 756 amino acids. NCBI's taxonomy places the organism in Eukaryota, Metazoa, Chordata, Actinopteri, Osteoglossiformes, Mormyridae.
AGUGAAGGAGUGCUGUCGCUGAGGAUCGGCUUUCCCAGAGCGCCAGCAGCCUGUUGGACUGAGCCCAGUGGAGAGGGGGGCGCUCAGCCUGUGCUGCACACUGGGCUGCCUCUCCUGCGCCACUCCCGGACCCUACAGCUCCACAGCAGCACGGACGUGGGGAAUGUACUUCCAGCCGCAAAUGCCAGAAGUGUGACCAAACAACAAAUGGCCUCAACUCAAAGCAGCCUACGUAUCCAGGGAGAUGACAACCUGCAGUCCAUGAUCGUGGGGACAGUCAUGAGGAAGAUCAAGUCACGGACGUGGAAGAAGCAGCGCUACUUCAAGCUGCAGGAGGAUUGCAUGACCAUCUGGUACAAGUCCAAGAAGGCUGGGAACGCCCACUCUACAUUUUCUGUGAGUGACGUGGAGGCAGUGAGAGAGGGACACCAAUCAGAAGUACUGCUGAGCAUCGCCGACGAGUUCCCUGCCGACCGCUGCUUCACGCUCGUCUUCCGUGGGCGUCGCGGCAACCUGGACCUGGUGGCUGAGUCAGCAGAGGAGGCUCAGUCCUGGAUCAAGGGCAUGAGGAAGUUAAUCGAGAAUGUGGAAAACAUGGGCCAGCGGGAGAAGCUUGACCAGUGGAUCUGUGACUGGUUCAAGAAGGCAGACAAAAACAGGGAUGGAAGAAUGAACUUUAAAGAGGUGCAGGAUCUACUCAAGAUGAUGAACGUGGACAUGAACGAGGACCACGCUCGCCGCCUUUUCACAAUGGCAGACCGUUCCCGGUCUGGCACACUGGAGGGUGAUGAAUUUGUGCUGUUCUACAAGAUGCUCACGCAGAGGGAUGACGUGCUGAGGAUAUUCCAGCAGUACUCCAGAGAUGGACAGAAGCUGACCCUGCAGGACCUGGAGGAGUUCCUGUGCGAGGAGCAGCUGGAAGGCCUGGGAGGACAGCAGUGCGCCCUGGAGCUCAUUGAGCGCUAUGAGCCCUCAGAAACUGCCAAGAUGCUCAACGCCAUGUCCAUCGAUGGCUUUCUGAUGUACCUGGUCUCGCCAGAGGGCUCCAUCUUCAACCCUCAGCAUCGGGGUGUCUACCAGGACAUGACCCAACCUUUGUGCCACUACUUCAUCUCCUCCUCCCAUAACACCUACCUUCUGGAGGACCAACUACGGGGCCAGAGCAGUGUGGAGGGCUACAUCCGGGCCUUGAAGCGGGGCUGUCGCUGCGUAGAGGUGGACUGCUGGGACGGACCCAAUGGGGAGCCCAUCGUGUACCAUGGACACACCUUCACGUCCAAGAUCCUCUUCAAGGACGUUGUCACUGCACUGGGGAACUACGCCUUCAAGAUAUCCGACUACCCCGUCAUACUGUCCAUUGAGAACCAUUGCAGUUUAGAGCAACAGAGAGUUAUGGCCCAGCACCUCAACCACAUCCUGGACGACAAGCUGCUGAGGAGUACAGUGGGCAGCCCGAAUCAGUACAGGCUGCCUUCUCCUGAGGAGCUGAGGGGAAAGAUAUUGGUGAAGGGGAAGAAGAUCGGAGGACUGGAGGCGAGUCUGAAUGGGGCAGUAGAGGACUCCAUGACGGGGGAGGUGAGCGACGAGGACGAGGUCGCUGACAUCGACGAGGACCACCCACAUGCUGAGAGCAUUCGGCGAAAGGGAAAGAAAUCAAAGCAGCGUCUCUCCAAGGAGCUGUCUGAAUGUGUGGUGUACUGCAAGAGUGUCCACUUCAGUAGUUUCAAGCAUUCACGCCUUUAUUCCAAAUUCUACGAGAUCUCCUCUUUCGCCGAGUCCAAAGCCCGGAAGUACAUCAAGGAGGCAGGGGUAGAGUUUGUGCAGCACAAUGCCAGGCAGCUCAGCAGAGUGUACCCCAGUGGUCUGAGAACAGACUCGUCUAAUUUUAACCCACAGGAGAUGUGGAACGUGGGAUGCCAAAUAGUCGCUCUGAACUUCCAGACGGCAGGAGUGGAGAUGGACCUCAACGACGGCCUUUUCAGCCAGAAUGGCCACUGCGGCUACAUCCUGAAGCCCGAGUUCAUGAGGAUCUGCGAGAGGCACUAUGAGCCGGAGAACGCCCACGAACGCGAAGGCUAUCGGCCUGUCAGCCUCUCUGUCCAGGUGAUCAGUGGACAGCAGCUUCCCAAAGUGAACAUCAAGGAAGGCUCUAUCGUGGACCCCCUGGUGAGAGUGGAGAUCCAUGGUGUGCCAGUGGACCAGGCGAAGCAGGAAACCAAAUACAUCGACAACAAUGGCUUCAACCCGGUGUGGAACGACACUCUGCAGUUCACUAUCCACGCACCCGAGCUCGCCCUGGUGCGCUUCGUAGUCGAGGAUUAUGACAAGACCUCCAAGAAUGACUUUGUUGGCCAGUACACUCUCCCUUUCACUUCCAUUCAGCAAGGAUAUCGUCAUAUCCACCUGCUGUCCAAAGAUGGGACCACCAUUCCACCAUCAUCGCUGUUUGUUCACGUCAGGAUAACGAACAUAGUGUGACACGCGGCCGAGAGGCAGAUAAAUCCCAGCAGCCGUGUCUGCAACCGGGAGAAACACAUUUAUUAGGCUGACAUUGUACAAAAGUCUCUAUGAAUCUGUUAUUAAGAUACAGUAUAUGUGCGAAUUGCUGUGCUAUUUAUUCCAGUUUCACGUGCAAAAAAUGACAUUAUUUGUUGAUGGGACCACAUUAGUAGCCUUCAAAUUAUGGCCAAGCGGACAGAUAAGGGAAACUUCUGUAUAUGGCAGUGCUUAAAGAACCUAUGAUGUAACAAACGUAUUAAAUAUUUAAUGGCGCUUCGGUUGUGACAUUUUGCAUGAGACAAUGUGAACAGGCUUACGGGAGAAAGAUGACAUCGCCGAGAAGAGACGGGACAUCUAAUGGACCAUGACAUGAGACAUUCCAGCAGUUGUUGUCAUGGCACUUCUGAAGUGAGACUCGUUAAACUUAACCUUCAGACGAGAGGUCAAAUGAGAGGUGUGGACUUCUCACCUGGCCUCAAUCCACCAGAGAAUUUGUUUCUGGAUCCACACUAUGGACACUUCUUAUACCACCGAAUCAGCAAAUUUAAAUGUUGGUUACGAAGUAUUAGUGCGCCAAAAAUUGCACUGAGGAGUUCAGCCUGUUUAGCGAGCUUAACGCAGUUUUAUUGUCUUGGGAAUCGGUUUCUACUUUGCUAAUCUCUAGUAUUUAAUACCUUUGGGGGGAUGGUUAAUUUGGUUGAGAUCACUAUACUGCUAUGAAAUAUAUGUAUAUUGUACUUCACAUAAUCAAUUAUGAUGCUUAAGCAUAUAAUUAGAGCACUCAAAAUUAUGAUGUGUAAUUUAAAUCAUUUAAAUCAGUGUGCCACUAGAUGGCAGAAAAAUAACGAUUUUGCAACUACUACAACUGAAACCAAACUGACUGACUAAGGACACAAGUUAAAAACCAGUGUCCCUGUCAUGUAGUGCUGGGUAUCAUCUAAUGGUCAGUUCUGUCUGGCUCAUGGGCGCCAUCAUGUGGUACCUUAGCUUACUAGCAAGACAUGAAAAAUUAAAUAUCAGUCGUUGGCUUUCUAUUACUCAUCAUUUUCACUUUUCACCAAAGCGAUCCACAUGUUAUCCUGCAUUACUAUGUGCUUUAACAUCAACAUUCCAGAAUAACCUUGAAUUCUCUGGUACGCACUGAACACCUUUUCUGAGUGUGGUAUCUGACCGUAAUGAUUUUAUAUAAAACAUCCAUUUUGCUGCUAGUGUUUUCAUAUUAAAUAUUUUAUACUUUUA